GGUACGCCGGUACAUAGUGCACACGUAGUUCGUUUCGACGUGGCAUUGCAGUGGAGGUUGAACAGUCAAUGUUUCUGAAUUUACAUAUUCCUAGGAAGAAUUUAUAUCUAAGUGUUACUGUUGGAACGAAAUAAGUCAUCCGAGCUUGAAGAUGGGUUUAUCAAUUUCGUCCAUUUUUACCCGAUUUUUCGGCAAAAGUUCAGUGAGGAUAUUGAUGGUUGGACUAGACGCUGCAGGAAAAACCACAAUUCUGUACAAACUAAAGCUAGGAGAAAUUGUGACCACCAUUCCCACAAUAGGAUUCAAUGUAGAGACGGUGGAGUACAAGAAUAUCAGUUUUACAGUUUGGGAUGUAGGUGGCCAGGACAAAAUCAGACCACUGUGGAGGCACUACUUCACAAACACACAGGGCCUCAUCUUUGUUGUGGACAGCAAUGACAAAGAAAGAUUAAGUGAUGCAAGUGAGGAACUCAACAAACUAAUGGGUGAGGAUGACUUAAAGGAUGCAGUUGUGCUGGUAUUUGCCAACAAGCAGGAUCUCCCAAAUGCCAUGAGUGUCGAUGAAAUCAGACUAGCACUUUCAAUGAAUACCUUGAAGAAUUCAAAUCAUAUAUUUGCAGCCUGUGCAACACAAGGUACUGGGCUGUACGAGGGAUUAGAUUGGCUAUCAUCAGAGCUUGCGAAAUGAUUCCCCCGUCAUUAUAGACUUAUUCUCCCUACCCGUACAUUCUACAGAAUAUCUCAUGGUGUCUGCUAAUAAAUUCCUGCAUUAGUCCGGCAUUGUUCAGCAACCAGUAUGAAUUUUCUUCAUGCCGUGUUUAUGGAUGUUUGUGUCGCAACUCCUCCAACACCAGAUACUUCCCUAAGAGAUUGUAUAUGACAUCAUCACUCAAGAAAUACGAGCAGGUUGCUAGUGAUAACUCAGCCUUUCUGUUAUGGUACACACUUGAAAGAACUGUUUAGAGUGUACCGUUAGUGUGAAAGAAGAAAGCUGCGACGUGUAAAUUUUCAACAGUUAAUAGUUGUAAAGCAUUUAGAGACGGUAUUCCAUAUUAAGCUCUAUAUAUAUCUUGAUUUAUUGUUUUUGAAUAUUAUUAUAAUUAUUGUUAGUUUAUAUUAUUAUUAGUUUUUAUUAUUAUUAUUAUAACAGUCGACUAUGAAGAUAAAUAAAAUAAAUAACAGGAUUCUGGUAAGUCUAAUGUUAAAGAUCUAAAAAUGUGAGUAUAUUCACCUAAGCAUGGAAAGGCCAGGGUUCUGAAUCCCCUCCAACUCCUGUUCAGUGUAGAAAGUGACAGAACAACAUCACAGAGACAGUUAAAAUAUUAAAGAAAGGCUCUGAGAGAUGUUUUUACUAGUACAUUAUUUAUUGCUCACCAUUUGUCUAGAGGGCUGAAGGAAGAUGUCAUUGAUUUUGAUUAUUUUUUUUUCAAUCCAUACAAAUACAAUGUAAUAUUUCAGUUAUGAAAUGAUCAUCUAUCACUUCUGGCAAGUAUUUGUAUUUUUUGCCGUUAUUGUUUUUUUUCUUCAGUGUAUUUUGAUACAAUAAUAAUGUUGAUUGUAAACGUUGAACGUACAUGUGUCUGAAAUUAUGUGUUUCAGUAAGUUAGCUAUGAACAUACACUUGUACUAGAGUUUAAGACUUUAAAUUCAAAUAAAUUACUGCAUUACUGAGUUUAAGACUUCAAAUUCAAAUAAAUUACUGCAUCUGAUCGACAUUGUAUUUUGCAGCGUAAACUUUUUAAAUCAUUAGCUUGCUGGUGAGGGAGAAACGUGUUAUAUAAUUGUAUAGAUUUAAGCAGAUGAUUUGGCACAAAUUUCUAAUAUUUUCUAUACCACAUGUUAAACAAGUUAUGAUUUAUAUGUUGAAGUUGUUCAGAGUAGGUUAUUUCAUUGUAUUUUUUUCUUCUGCUUACCCUUUGCCAUCCUGCUUGUAUUCCUUUAUUUUAUAUUUGUUUCAUUUGAUUCCGUCAAUUUAGUUCAUUUUUGCAAGAAUAAAAGAUGCAUAGAUCCAAACUUGCUUAAUAGAAAAGGAAAGCAUUUUUCUAAUAGCUUGUGUAAGAAUUCGCUUACCAAGAUUGUUAUGUUUAUGUUUGUAUUUAUAUAUAUAAAAUUAUUACAUUUGCUUAUAUCACUGCAGAGACUCCUCAAAUAAUCCUUAAUAUUGAUUCUUUGGGGGAAAUAUAGGUGAGUAAUAUGUUUUAGCCAGAGAGAAGACCUGAAUGUUCUUGUGAUAUUGCGAGAUGCAUACAUGAGAGUCAUGGACAACUUUCAAUGCCAAACUUGUGUAGUUUUACAUUGGACUUUCUGUUUGUCUUUUUUAAUGACUACCAUUACAAAUUUCUUUUGUGUUUAUAAGAGACCAAUAAAUGCAUCUAUCUAUCUGCUAAAUGAAAAUUGUGACAUUUAUACCUUUUGCAUCAGCAAACAUAAUAUUAAAAAAAUAGAGAUUUGCAUUUCAAGCUACCAUAAGAUACCAUUAUGUCAAUGCAUUGUAAUGCAUAGAAUAUUUGAGCACAGCUGUUUGAAUUAAUUUGUUUACUCUGUAUGGUACUGGUUGUUCUGAUUAACAUUUUGCCUAAUGUGUCAACAAUGUGAUGACUUUCACAGAGGGACAAUAUAUUUAAGUCCUCUGCUCAGAGCCAGAGGAUCAGUAAUUCUUAUUGAAGAAAGAAUAAAUGCCCUUCCAACACUGAACAGAUUAGUGACGUUUUAUCCCACUUAUUGGGAAAUGAAAUUCAGUUUGUCUCGGUCAGUCAUGCAUUCCAGUCUGAAGAUAUCACAUUGCUGUGCAGCUGAACCCGAUUUCUAUGUACAGUGCCAGAAGAAUUCUCACUCUUUAACUUACUUUCGUGAUUACUCGGAUUGUUGCGGAUGUUCAUGAACAAUGUAGUCUGGGUUUACUAUUCUCUCAUGAGAGUGGGCAAGACAUAUAUAUUGUAUGUCUUUUGUAAUAUUGUGUAUAUCCACUGUAGAUACGUCGGGAAGUGAAAACAAGAAGGGUUUAGGGAAUUACUUGACAUUUAUAAGUUAGACAAUUUACUAGUGUACAUAGUCUAGAAUAGUGCAGAGGAGGAUACAGGUCUGUCUGAAGGGGGAGGGGGUUGUAACUUGUACCUGACGUUUAAUUUUCCAAGAAAUUGAAUUUAAGAGUCCUGUCAGAUUUCUCCAGGAUUUUUCAAAUGGUUGGGGGGGGGGGGGGGGGGAGGAGAAAAUUACAUCGAUGAGUAAGAAAACAAUUUUUCAGGUAAUUUUCCUUGCAAGAAUUCCCUGCCUUCCCAGUGGUUUGAAAGAAGGGGUAGAGGCUGUGGGACAUCCUACCACUAACGGCUUGUUCACAUGUUGCUUUGGUAAACCUUGGUGGCGUUUUGUGUGCGUACUAAGUGCCUGGCUAUUGGGGAUGAAAAAAGUAGCGACGGGUAACGAAAGUCCUACACAUACUCACUCAUCUGUGUUUUAUAAGAUACAUAAACUGUGAGGUGCAAUACGCUUAAUAUGUAUGCUUAAAACCCUCCAUAGUUUACAGUGGCACUCGUGAGCAAGCCUCCCCCCCCCCCCCCCCCUUUCAUUUGUUGCUCUUUUGUAAUCUUUCAUUUACUCCAUUUGUAUGUUUGGUCAUGGAUAUUUCGGAAAGAAAAUAGCUCUUCAGCCACGAGAAAUGAUCGACCUCUGAGAUUGUGUUCCUAAUAUCUUUGAUUGGGGCUGUAUCCUGUAUGUGUUCUGGACAUCCAAAAUGUUGAGGAAGGGCAAGAGCUAUUUACUAAUUUUACAUGUAGUUUUUUCCUUACAGUGGAUAAAAGGUAUUGAUUGUAACAAUGUAUAAUGAUUAAUAAACAUAAUAAAUACAAAUUUCUUCAUGUAA
This is a messenger RNA of Strongylocentrotus purpuratus (purple sea urchin), 3859 nucleotides long. RefSeq names its product ADP-ribosylation factor 4. Gene Ontology annotation, molecular function: GTPase activity; GTP binding. The record is from RefSeq and is a predicted model, not a curated record. Gene Ontology annotation, cellular component: cytoplasm; plasma membrane. Gene Ontology annotation, biological process: vesicle-mediated transport; intracellular protein transport. Lineage: Eukaryota; Metazoa; Echinodermata; Echinoidea; Camarodonta; Strongylocentrotidae. The transcript has 6 exons. Bases 152 to 688 code for a protein of 178 amino acids.